UCACUGUAUUAUAUAAAUAGAUGGACGGACUAGUAAAAUGAAAACCAUCAAGACUGCCUGUACACUUGAGCAAAAUGCUGCGGACAACGUGCGCUCUCCUUUUGGGGAUACUACUCACAGUUCUAGGUGCCUCAAACGCUCAGGAAUGCGGAGUUGCACCGCUCAACCCAAGAAUCGUCGGAGGUGAAAAUGCCUCAGAAGGCAUGUGGCCCUGGCAAGUCAGCUUGCAUUUUUUAGGCAGUCACAUAUGUGGCGGAAGCGUGAUCAGCGAAGAGUGGGUGCUCACGGCAGCUCACUGCAUUGCCAGCACUGUCCUUGACAAUUGGCUGCUGUACUUUGGAAAACUGAAUCAAAGUACCACAAAUGUUAACGAGGUCAACCGCACUUUGGGCCAGAUCAUCGUUCAUCCCGACUACAACGACACCACCUUUCAAAACGACAUCGCGCUCAUGAGGCUGAGCAGCCCCAUCACUUACACAAACUACAUUAGACCCAUUUGCAUGGCAAGUAACUCCAGCCAGUUCAACAACGGGACCAUGUGCUGGGGCACCGGAUGGGGCAAACUCGGAGCUAAUGAGACAACUGUGUCCGAGAGACUGCAAGAAGUUGAAAUUCCGAUCAUUGGCAACAAGCAAUGCAGCUGCGUCUACAGCUUGGUGGAAAACGCCGUCAUCGGCGACAAUACGAUAUGCGCAGGGGAGGAUGGCAGAGGAAUAUGCCAGGGAGAUUCGGGCGGACCCGUGCAGUGUAAGCAAGGCUCAGCGUGGAUCCAGGCCGGCCUCGCCAGUUUCGGCAUACCCUGCGCCAUCGGGAUUCCCGAAGCCUUUACCCGCCUGUCUUUUUACCAAGACUGGAUUAGGGCGCAAGUGGGAGGAGCUAACAUUAGCUUUGCCGAUUUCACCUCGACGGGUGUCGACCCAGACAACAGCUUCGUGUGUCCGUUAAGUACGGGAACCCCUACGGAAAACCCUCCGAACGCUUCGACGCUUCCGGGUCUUUCCGUCAUCGCGUUCUUCUUGCUGGGCAUUCAUCUUUUGUAACUGAAUAACUCCUAAGACAUCAAAUGGAAAUGUUGAUUUAAAAGAAAAAAAAAAUCUUUCUGAAUCACA
This is a messenger RNA of Syngnathus acus (greater pipefish), 1109 nucleotides long. RefSeq lists its product as uncharacterized. The transcript has 6 exons. Gene Ontology annotation, molecular function: serine-type endopeptidase activity. Gene Ontology annotation, biological process: proteolysis. The record is from RefSeq and is a predicted model, not a curated record. Lineage: Eukaryota; Metazoa; Chordata; Actinopteri; Syngnathiformes; Syngnathidae. Bases 75 to 1040 code for a protein of 321 amino acids.